Messenger RNA from Cyphellophora attinorum, 726 nucleotides. RefSeq lists its product as uncharacterized. Lineage: Eukaryota; Fungi; Ascomycota; Eurotiomycetes; Chaetothyriales; Cyphellophoraceae. The record is from RefSeq and is a predicted model, not a curated record. Bases 1 to 726 code for a protein of 241 amino acids. The transcript has a single exon. Gene Ontology annotation, molecular function: RNA binding; phenylalanine-tRNA ligase activity.
AUGACCACCAGCAGUAAAGCCCGCGCACUCGUCGACGGCGCUAUUAUCGACCCCUCAGUCUUCACUCUCCGUCCUGACUACCGCGCUGUCCUCAUCUCCGCAACCGGAAUCGUGCCAAGUCCCAGCGACAGCGCAAGCGAGCAGCUCCUGACUGAAGCCGAGACGUUCGCUCGUUCAAAUGGAACUCCUCUAACCCAGCGCCCUCAUAUCGCAACAUGGCGAGAAGCGUACAAAGCUUUCGGCGCCAAACCAGCCAAGUACCGCAACAGUCUCGAAGCACUCAGUCGGCGCAUAGGUCCCGGAACCGGUCUGCCAAGGAUCAACAAGCUUACGGAUAUCUACAACGCGGUCUCGGUCAGAUACCAGAUUCCGCUUGGUGGGGAGGACGCUGCGAAAUAUGUCGGAUUGCCCAGGCUGAUCCGAGCCACUGGCAAGGAGACCUUCCAUGUCAAGAGCGGCGAGUCUAUCAUCGUCGAGCAUCCAGAGGCCGGCGAAGUUUGUUGGGUAGACGACGAGGGCGUUACAUGCCGACGAUGGAAUUGGAGGCAAGACCCCAGAACCGCCUUGACGGACCAAACGACCGAGGCGUUCUUCAUAUGCGAUGCUCUAUCCGCCAUGAGCGACAGCGACUUAGCAGCAGCCGUGGAUGAGUUAAUGAAGCACCUCAAAGGGCUCGGGCCAGAUGUUGUCAUCCAUCAACGAACGUUGAGGGCACCUUUGGCGUAG